AUCGCGCCAUGCUGAAACACCUGCCUCGCAUCCACAUAGAGCCCGCCCCCUUCGGCUCUCAGCCAAUCAGGAGCGAGAUGGACGGGAAAGCCGCUCGGUUUGAGUUGGAGCGGCGGGCGUGCCAGAGUCUGCGGAAAGUCCUCCAGCUGAAGCUCCAGCAGAGAAGAACCCGAGAAGAGCUGGUCGGGCAGGGAAUCAUACCACCUCUGAAGAGUUCGGCCUCUUUCUACGAGCAAAAACGGAGUCUCGAACGUGCACGGACAGAGGACUACCUGAAGAGGAGGAUCCAGCGGCGUCCCGAGCGUGCAGAGCUCAUCAGAAUGCACAUCUUGGAGGUCCACCUGUGUGUGUGUGUGUGUGUUUGUGCGCUUUCAGAGGGCACAGCAGAAGACUUCGGGCUGCAGAAAAGAGCUCGUCUGGCGGAUGAUCUGAACGAAAAGCUGUCCCAGAGGCCCGGCCCCAUGGAGCUCAUCCACAAGAACAUCCUGCCCGUCCACGGCAGCAUCAAAACGGCCUUUAUAGUUCCAGAGUUUUCCAAGGCGUCAGACGAGCUCUCCUCCGCCGAAGAGGACAGUGUGGACAGCGUGGACUCUCCUCUGCCGUGUGGGACGCUCACGCUCACCGUCGCCCCCUGUCGUCUGCAGGAUCGUAGCGUCUCGCCUCUAAAGCCGCCCGCCCCGGUGUCCACGUCUGCCCACGGGACGACUCCUGAGAACAAGCAGAAGAUAAACUCUGAGCACUGCGUCCAAAAACACAAGAAAACCAAAGACGAUAAGCCAAAGAUGAAAAAGCUCAAGUAUCAUGAGUAUGUCCCUCCAGACCACAAGGGGGAGAAAGAGGCUCCUCCUAAACUCGACUCGUCUUACGCCAAACUGCUCCAACAGCAGCAGCUUUUCCUCCACCUGCAGAUCCUCAGUCAACAGCAAAGACAGCAGAGCUCCACCCACACCCAACCACACCCACCAACAGACCAGGAGCAGCUCAAGUCCACUCCAGUUUUACCUGAUGCUCCUUUGGCCACAAGUGUCAAAGCUGAAGAGAAGUCAGCGAGUCUCCCCCCGAACCUGGAGGAACUGAAGGUCGCUGAACUCAAGGCCGAGCUGAAGCUGAGAGGCCUCCCCGUGUCGGGCACCAAGAGCGACCUGAUCGAGAGGCUGAGGGGGGCGCACGCGGCCGGGAGCGGUGCACGCGCUCAGCCUGCAGGGGGGGGCAGAGAGCCGGGGGCGGAGGGAGCGGCGAAGGCGGCGAAAACGACUGUGAACGGUCAACUGGCACUGGCUGCCAAACCCAAAUGUUCAACUCUUCAGAUUAAAAACUCUGGACACAACUGCUCCAAAUCUACGUCCUUAACCUCCCCUGAAAACUCCACUUUUAUCACUGAGCCAAAAGAGUUUAAAACAGAAAUGCCUGACCAUGAACCUGCGCUCACUCCACAAAUAAACAUCAGCAUCAAAGAAGAGCAGCUGAGCCCGAUACCGACGUCCGCUCCCGUCGAGAAAACGCCCAAAACCCCAACGUCGCCCGCCGCGUCGUUGGACAAAGACUCCAUGCUGCGUCAGAAGGACCGACAGAUCGAGGAGCUUAAACGGCUGCUGCUCCACAACCAGCGUUUAGUCGACGUGCUAAAAAUGAAACUGGAGAUGAGGAGGAGGAGCGAAGAGCAAAAGACCGAAAUGAUUCUUCAUUUGAGAGUCGCACCUCCAGAUAAAAACGGCGAACUUCACGUUAAGAUUAAGCAAGAAGACGCAGACGACGACAAUACGGGAACUUUGGGACAGCUCGACCCGAAGUUAACUAACGGAGAACAAAAUGGCCGACACCAGCAGGCGGUUCACAGGCUUUUACUUCAGCAACAGAGCAAACUCCACAGUCGACCGCAGGCAGUUCAGACGCACAAUCAGAGAGACGAGAACCGCCACAAGCAGGAAAAAGUGUGUCAGGAGAGGAAGAAGAAAGCCCCCCGACAGCAGCAAAGAGUGGAGCUGGACUCGCAACAGAUUCUGGUAAAGCAAGAGCGGAAAGACCAGCAAAACAUUCAAAUCCAGACCAAGACAGAGCUAGAAAAGCCGAAACAGGAAACCGCACAGGUGUGUCCAGACCAGCAGCUUCAUCAUUUACUUCCAUUUGAUCUGAAGAACAACGCCACGCCCGCUAUAGUCACCGACGGCAACGGAAACCACUUCCUGAUCGCGCUGACCAAUCAAAUCACAGACAGCCACGCCCACGGGAACACGUCCAAACACGUCACUCCGCAGAGAUUCCAGUGGUCUCCCUGUAAAGUCCCAGGACACGGCGCCGCUCCUCUGCCUCGUCCCGAUAAUGACACCAGAGCGAUUAUGCACACGGGCGGUCCCACGCAGCCGAGCGCAAAGGCUCAAAGUGCAGGACUGAACAGAGCCACGGCGCAGCACCAGCUCAGAGAGAGGCCGUGUGAGGAGACGGAGAGCUCACACACCAACGGAGACUCAGCCACGGCUUUAAACAAGAUUUGCUCCGGUUUAGAUUUCCUGUUCAGUCCUGUGUCUCCGACGGCCUCAUGUGACUCCAAAGCGACAGAGGCUGAAGACUUCAUCGACGUCAUUCUGAAAAAAGGAGAUAUUUCCAAAUUCAAACCAUCCCCUGACCCGGCUCUGGACCACCUCCACCGCUCCUCCUCCUUCUCACCGCUCGUCCCCCUCCCGUCACUCGCUGCUGCCCCCUGCCUUGACCCCGCGUACACUGCACCCUCAGCAUCCCGCACGUCACCGGGCGCAGCGGAGCAGAGAAAGACCGGGCGACUGGAGGACUUUUUAGAAAGCACUACGGGUAAACCGCUUCUCGGAGUGGAGCCCGACGGUCCAUUGACUCUGAUCGAUGACCUCCACAGUCAGAUGUUGUGCACGGCCAGUAUUUUGGACCGCCCGCCCUCCCCCAUGGACACGCUGGACAUGGAGGCGGGGACGUGCCUGGAGGGGCGGGGCGUGGACGGGAUGGACUGGUUGAACCUCACUGUGGAGGAGAACAACAAGGAUUUACCAGAGCUGGCCUCGCCUACGCCCCCUAGUGUCUUUAGUACAGACUUUCUGGACACGUACGACCUGGAGACGGCCUGGGACUCGUGUUUGUAACGGACUGCGCU
Messenger RNA from Periophthalmus magnuspinnatus, 3118 nucleotides. Its product is annotated as myocardin-related transcription factor A-like. Gene Ontology annotation, biological process: smooth muscle cell differentiation. The record is from RefSeq and is a predicted model, not a curated record. NCBI's taxonomy places the organism in Eukaryota, Metazoa, Chordata, Actinopteri, Gobiiformes, Gobiidae. The transcript has 19 exons. Bases 9 to 3107 code for a protein of 1032 amino acids.